AUGACGGCGAGAACCCUUGUUAGUGGAAGCAGUAACGCUGUGGUCAAGGUUUUGAAACUUGAUGAUCGCGAGAUCUGCUUGAACAAAGGUGACGUCAUUGGAAAAUGUGAAGAAGUUGUCUGGAUGAAAAAGUGUAGUUCGAUGACAGGCGCAGACUUGGCAAAGAGCAACAACUACGAAUUAGUGACUGAGCUACUCGAUGACUGCAAGAGUAAUCUUACUUAUUCGCAGAGCAUGAAAGCCAAGAAGUUUUUACAGCGCUACGCGAAUAUCUUCUCCAGUCACGAAGGGGACCUUGGAAGGACGUCGGUGGUCCAGCACAGAAUAGAUACCGGAAGCGAGAGACCAAUUCGUCAACGAGCAAGACGGAUACCAAUCGCAAAGGAAAAAGAAGUUGAAGGUUUAGUUGGAGAGGCUUGCUUAGUCUACUUAGAUGACGUCAUUAUUGUCGGCCGUGACUUCGAGGACCAUUUGCAAAACUUGGAGCGAGUUUUCGCUAAAAUAGAGGGGUCCAAAUUAAAGUUGAAACCCGAAAAAGUGUCGUUUAUUCAGAAAUAA
Messenger RNA from Melitaea cinxia (Glanville fritillary), 558 nucleotides. RefSeq lists its product as uncharacterized. The transcript has 2 exons. Gene Ontology annotation, biological process: proteolysis. Lineage: Eukaryota; Metazoa; Arthropoda; Insecta; Lepidoptera; Nymphalidae. Bases 1 to 558 code for a protein of 185 amino acids. The record is from RefSeq and is a predicted model, not a curated record. Gene Ontology annotation, molecular function: aspartic-type endopeptidase activity.